UUCUCCGGAACCCUUUUCACUAUUCUCCAUUAAUGGCAGGAUAUUCUGAUCAGAUGACCUAAGCAACAAUUAACAGAGCCUUGGGAGGGCUCCACUGGACACAGGUCAUCUUUGCAGCUUAUUAGGGUUACAACUCAGAGAGCUGAUAUGACCGACCGCCAAUCAGGUAUUCUCGGACUGCCCAGAGAGCAAGCCCAGGCAGGAGGAGGCUGUGUGUGAUCGCCUGGAAGGUUCCCUGCCAGUCCAGGUCCGCUGCUGCGCAGCUGAGGUUUCAGGUUUCAAUUCUCCCAGGCUUGCGAGACCUUGCAGCGUGCACCGCGCGGCUGCUGCCUCCGCCUCCACUCGCCACGCCAAGCAGCUCCUGAACAAUCGUUGCAGAAGCGGGGCCGCGCACUCAGCCUGCUCUAGACUGAGGUUGGGCGAAACAGCAGAGGUUGCUUCUGAGCCGUGCUAACUGUGCGUGCUGGGAGGCGGCGGUCACAACUGGGCCGGGACUUCCUUCCUCCACGGCAGGACAACAAACAACCGCCUGCAGGCACUGUGCUCUUGGCAGCUGCCGGGGCGAGAGGCGCAGCGAUGGGCUCCGUGCUGAGCAGCGAAACUGGCAAGUCUGCUCCUUCCUCUGCCACCCCACGGGCCCUGGAGCGCAAGGGGGACCCGGAGCUGCCCCUCACUUCUUUCGACUGCUCCGUGUGCCUUGAGGUGUUGCACCAGCCUGUCCGGACUCGCUGUGGCCACGUAUUCUGUCGUUCCUGUAUUGCUACCAGUCUAAAAAACAAUAAGUGGACCUGUCCUUAUUGCCGGGCAUAUUUGCCUUCAGAAGGAGUUCCAGCAACUGAUGUAGCCAAGAGAAUGAAAUCAGAAUACCAGAACUGCACCGAGUGUGACACCCUGGUUUGCCUCAGUGAGAUGAGAGCACACAUAAGGAUGUGUCAGAAGUACAUCGAUAAGUUUGGACCACUGCAAGAACUUGGGGAGACAGCAACAAGGUGUGUAUGUCCAUUUUGUCAGAGGGAGUUGGAUGAAGACAGCCUUCUGGAUCACUGUAUUACUCAUCACAGAUCAGAAAGGAGGCCUGUGUUCUGUCCACUCUGCCGUUUAAUACCUAACGAGAAUGCAGACAGCUUUAAUGGCAGUUUAAUAAGACAUUUGCAAGUUAGUCACACUUUGUUUUAUGAUGAUUUCAUAGAUUUUAAUAUAAUUGAAGAAGCUCUCAUUCGAAGAGUCUUGGACCGGUCACUUCUUGAAUAUGUGAAUCACUCAAGCACCACGUAAUUGUAUUAAAGGCAAAGGGAAGUACACAGUUGUGUUGUACCGCUAAGAUGCUGCUUGAACACCUGGAGGGAAAUUGUCAAUGUGCAACGGGCAAAAUGUACAACACAGUUAUCUGUUGGCCCGUGUUUAUUGUUAUUUUGCAUCUAAAAUUGCUUUCAUUUU
Molecule: messenger RNA, 1437 nt
Organism: Ochotona princeps (American pika)
Lineage: Eukaryota; Metazoa; Chordata; Mammalia; Lagomorpha; Ochotonidae
Gene: RNF125
Product: ring finger protein 125
Exons: 6
Coding region: 577-1275 (232 amino acids)
Biological process (GO): ubiquitin-dependent protein catabolic process; protein polyubiquitination
Molecular function (GO): ubiquitin protein ligase activity
Source: RefSeq, a predicted model, not a curated record